AUGAGCGUGUUGACGGUGACUGGGACCAUUAUCCCAGAUGCCACACUUCCCUACAAUUACACACCUUCUCCCAUCUCGAAUUCCUCCUCGCCUCUUCGGCCCGCGCAGUCAGCGUCUUCGGUACCCCCGGUCAGUUUUAACCGACCAGAAAGACAAUACAUUGCAACCACAGGCACUCAGAUACAGCCAGUGAGGACGAUUAGCAAUCAUAAGCACUCUCGAACCGCCUCCUCUGGCACAGUGCCUCCGCCUCCGUUCCAGUCAUCGAUCUCGGCUUCUCCUUCAAUACCACCUGGUGCCGGGCACACUCGCGUUCCCUCCUCUUCACACUCCUGGCAAUCAUCCGGCUCAAACAAUAUGAAUAUGCAUAGACAAGGGACCAGCGCCUCUUCCGCAAGCCUACCCCGUCGUUCCACGUCAGGUCGGUCAACGUCCACCAAUAGCCCCACAUCAUAUGUCGCGUUGAUGCGGAAGCAAAAAGCCACGGUUUGGUGCGACAGGUCACAAAAUAUCGAUCCCAGACUGGCGGCAGCUCAACGAGCAGCCAAACAACGUGCGGCACUUGAAGUACGAGGCCUCACAUCCACAGGACGAACAAGUACCAUCAGUUCUGGCGGCGUGGUGGGCAAAAUCCGACACGGAGGUGUUCCCAAAGCCCCGGGUUAUGUUCCUGCCAACCUGAAUGGCGCAUCCGUCCCACUACGACUAAGCGCGAAUGAAAUGCUGGGUGAUGAGGAGGAAGCUCAGAGUCUAGGUGACAACAGUAUGGUCCAUGCUCGAACAGGGAGCGGCCGAAGCAGCACAAAUAGUGCAAAGUACCGGAGCGGGUAUCCCAGACCAGAUCAAGGCCGGUUCAGUAGUACGAGUACGCCUCCGAACGGCGAGGGCUCUCCUGGUCAAGGCAUCCCUGAGGAUCCUGAAACGGUGCCGUCGACCACGAAGGCGAAACCCGACUACGGCCCCGACAAUGAUAGAUUGACCAGCCAUUCUAGCGAGGACUCGUUCGGCGAACUGAGGGACAUGUCUGGGCCGAACUCGGUACAGCAUGCCGUGAGCCAGGCCAAGCAGGCUGACGAUUUACGGCGGCGGGGAAGUGUGGAUGAACGAACAAUGAGCAUGGGGCAACCGGGCGUCAGAUUAUUCGUCGCAAAUCCUGACGUGGAUGAUUCAUGA
This is a messenger RNA of Capronia coronata CBS 617.96, 1173 nucleotides long. RefSeq lists its product as uncharacterized. The coding region runs from base 1 to 1173 and encodes 390 amino acids. The record is from RefSeq and is a predicted model, not a curated record. NCBI's taxonomy places the organism in Eukaryota, Fungi, Ascomycota, Eurotiomycetes, Chaetothyriales, Herpotrichiellaceae. The transcript has a single exon.